Labrus bergylta (ballan wrasse) is the source of this 1187-nucleotide messenger RNA. The record is from RefSeq and is a predicted model, not a curated record. Lineage: Eukaryota; Metazoa; Chordata; Actinopteri; Labriformes; Labridae.
UUGGAGAGCAUCAAUUUAUCAGCUGCACAGACCUUGAGAGCUGCUUUCAUAAAGGCAGAGCAGGAAAACCCAGGUCUGACCCAGGAUAUCGUUAUGAAAAUACUGGAGAAGAAAAAGUUAAGAAUCAACUACAGUGAGUGUCUACUUCGCAUGGCUGGAGAUGAUGUGAAAGAGUUUCUGAUUGACAGGCCAGAGCCCGAGUUCCAGGAGCUAAACGAGAGAGCCCGAUCUCUGAAACACAUCCUCAGCACCUUACCAGAUGAGCUCCAUGACAGAGCAGGCUUCCUACAGACCAUCAAAGACAUUGCCAGUGCCAUCAAGGAGCUGCUCGACACAGUGAACACUGUCUUCAGGAAAUACCAGUAUCGGAACAGACGGGCACUGGAAAGGCAGAAGAAAGAGUUUGUGAAAAACUCCAAGAGCUUCAGUGACACUCUCAAAACGUACUUCAAAGAUGGAAAAGCGAUCAACGUGUUUGUCAGCGCCAACCGACUCACUCACCAAACCAACAUGAUCCUGCAGGCCUUCAAGACGGUGGUGUAGCAGCCCGAGAGGACAUUUUGAUAAGAGAAUAGAUGAUGUGAGGCUUUGUAAUUUGUAAAGACUUUUUUUUUUAUAAUUUUUUGGCUGUAUAAUUUAUAAGUCUGGGGCUUUGAGGGGAGAUCAGGUAGUCUGAGGUUCAAAGCAAAUCAGGUUGACAGUAAUUGCUUGGGAUUUUUAGCUCUCUUUUAUGUUGUUCUUUUAUCAGAUUCUUAAGUCGAUAUAUCUCCCUUCCUUUAUAUAUUUCCCUCUGUGUUCAGAACGGUGUAGCUCUGAAAAAAGUUCAGAAGAAAUGUGAUUAUUCCCCCAUGUCCUUAAAAGUUUGGGGAUUGCACAAAUCUAAAAGAAGUGCAAUGAAAAGAAAUUGUAUUAAGUUUCCAAAUCAUUUCCAUCUUGUCAUUCUUCUAUUGUAAAAGAUCAUCUUGAGCUAUACGGCAGUAUCAUAUACUUGGUACCAAUACUCUGGCACUAUCAGCAUACAUCACAUUUAACUUAAAUCUGAUAUGUUCUUAUCCUGAAUGGAAAUCAAGAUGUGCAGUAAUGUUUAUGCAUUGAAAUGGAGGAUGUGUUCACUGUCUGCUUUCUUUGUGCUGUCUGCUCCGCCCUGUGCAUCAUAAAGAACAACACUAAGGGUGAGCAGUAACUCA